CAAUAAAAAUUGUGCAUGAUAUAAUUUACCCAACUACAAGCCUUCAGGUAAUACAAUCGGUCCCUUCAUAAUGGCCGCUAAUCCGGAACCGAGACACCGUGAACUGCUACGAACGGAGACCCGCUGGGAUAGACAGCGACAGCGAAAGGCCGAACUGGACGUGAACCGUGCCGGUCUCGGAGAACUGCUGCAGGAGGUUCAACAAAUCGAAAACGUCACCGCUCAGGAGAUCAAGGGCCUUGCGUCCAGGAUCAAACGUCGCAAGCAUGCCGAUACAAAGGAUUUGGUCAAACUCAGCUACGGAUUCCAGCAAAGUGCGGAGAACAUUUCCGAAUUCGUUAGAAUAACCGGUGCCAUCAAUGUACUGGUUAAGGAGUUUACCGGUCACGAUUCGGACUUGCAGCUACUGGCCGGGGAGUGCCUGUGUAAUUUGACCCUCGGUGAUGAUGUUUGCUGUGAGAAGGUGGCCAACUUUGCUGGAACGUAUCUGAUCACAUUUAUGGAGAAUGUGAACAACAGGCGAUUGAAUCAUCUUUGUGUAUGGACGAUACAGAACAUCAUCUCAUCCGGGAAGAAAUCUAUGCAAAUUCUGCAUUCACAGGGAGUUACGGCUUCUUUGGGUCAUCUAUUUGAUGUAACUGAAGACAGCGAACUACUCACAGAAAUCCUAUUAGCUAUUAGCUUGAUAUUAGAUUACGACGAUCAAUUUAUAAGCAAGGAACAUAUACUGGCCAACCUACUACCUCUAACAACCACGAAACCCCCUCAAACUGGAACUUUGAAAUUGUUUUACCAAGGCCUUACACUUACAAACUUCGAAACACUGGAUCCAUCAACAGCCCCUCAGAUAAUUGAGCGCUGUUUAAAUUUUUUGGCAUCAACUUCCCAUGAGAACACGGAGAAUCAUCUCGGAAUUCUGCUAAGCAUUCGAAUCUUAGCCAACCUGCUGGCCAAGAAUGAUAGCAAUGCAGAAUUGCUACUGCAGGAAUGCCAGAUGCUGCAUCUUAAGUUUAGUCAUAUUUUCAAUCUGUACGACGAAAACGGUUAUGAUGAAUUGUGUAGAGAAAUGCUAUGGCUAUUGGGGAACGCGUACAAAACGGUCUCCAGCCAACUGCGGGAGCAAUACUUGCAGUACGAUAACUUCGUCGAUGGGUUGAAUGUUCCCAAAGCACUUCUAAUGGGUUAAGUUAUCGUUGAUUGGA
Molecule: messenger RNA, 1202 nt
Organism: Ochlerotatus camptorhynchus
Lineage: Eukaryota; Metazoa; Arthropoda; Insecta; Diptera; Culicidae
Exons: 3
Coding region: 71-1186 (371 amino acids)
Source: RefSeq, a predicted model, not a curated record